This is a messenger RNA of Momordica charantia (bitter melon), 2687 nucleotides long. Its product is annotated as Double Clp-N motif-containing P-loop nucleoside triphosphate hydrolases superfamily protein. Lineage: Eukaryota; Viridiplantae; Streptophyta; Magnoliopsida; Cucurbitales; Cucurbitaceae. The record is from RefSeq and is a predicted model, not a curated record.
AAUGGGAGCAGGGAGAAGAUGGAGUUGAAAUUUGAGGAGGUAUUUGGGAUGGUUCAGAGCUGCUCUGGGCCGGGUAUGAUUGUGAAUUAUGGGGAAUUGAGUGGUUUGAUCAGUGAAGAAGAAGAAGAAGGAGAAGGAGAUGAAGUUACUAAUGGUCUGAGUUUUGUGGUAUCUCAACUGACGGAUUUGUUGAAACUUUACAGUGGGAAAUUGUGGCUGAUUGGAGCUGCAGGGAACUACGAGAUGUACGAGAAGUUCGUGGCUCGGUUUCCUGCCAUUGAAAAGGAUUGGGAUCUUCAUCUUCUUCCCAUUACUUCCAAGUCUCCGGUUGAUGCGUUUGGGGCUAAAUCCAGCUUUAUGGGAUCGUUUGUUCCAUUUGGUGGAUUUUUCCCUCCGCAAUCCAAGUUUUCGAGUCAAUUAAGCAGCCCGAAUCAGUCUUUUACUCGCUGUCGUCAAUGCAACGAAAAAUAUGAGCAAGAAGUUGCUGCUAUAUGGAAGCCAGGAUCUGCUUCUGUCACAGGUCGUCACUCCGAAAGCUCAUUGCAUUUGCCAAUGGCUGAACUUGAUGAAAAAAGCAAGGAAUUUGACGUGUAUAAGACCCGAGAUGACAGAAGUACAUUGAGCAACAAGGUAAUUGGACUACAAAAGAAGUGGAACGAAAUCUGCCGACUUCAUCAGAGGCAACUGUUUACAAAACUUGAUAUUUCCCAGAGCAGGCACGGGAUUUCGUUUGAGUCGACUCGAUUUGCUUUAGAUCACGAACGAAGUGGUAAAGAACCAUCAUCUGUAACUGGGGAAAGAUCUGUACUUGUAAAUCCGUGCUUAUCUAGAGACUCAAAGCAGGGCAGUCAGGUAUCAGAAACUUUCAACUCUCACAACGAUAAUUUUCAACCAAAAAUUGUAACCGGAGCCUCUCAGGGUAUCGAGACCGAGAGUCUUCGAUUUUUCUCAAAGACUGUUCCUAAACCAAAAGAGUGUCUCCACUCUGAUGCAUUAUUACCUUCACCCCACAUCUCUGUUACUACUGAUUUGGGUUUGGGGACAUUAUAUGGAUCAGCCAGUGAGAACAAGAGAAAAGUUUCAGAAUUAGAAAGUCAGAAAGUUUGCAUUCAACACUUAACAGGCUCCAAUCCAGCACAGUUUAGUAGGCCGACGAACAAUAAUCCGAGCCAUUCCCCCGGUUUCUCUGAUCUGAAUGCUGGAAAGCCGCUCGAUAUAAGAGAAUUCAAGUCACUCUGGAAUGCACUGAAUGAAAAAGUUAGCUGGCAAGGUAAAGCCACAAGUUCUGUUGUUGAAACCAUUCUUCAAUGUCGAACUGGUGGUGGAAGGCGCCGUAGCUCGAAUUCCAGGGGAGAUAUUUGGCUAACGUUCCUUGGACCUGAUUUAAUUGGAAAGCGAAAAAUUUCCGUAGCUCUUGCUGAGUUGAUGUUUGGCAGUAGGGAGAAUCUAAUCUCGGUCGAUUUUGGCUCACAGGAUAGAGGUCGCCGACCGAACUCACUCUUUGACUGCAAAGGUUUAGGUGGUUAUGAUGAGAGGUUUCGAGGAACAACAGUUGUUGAUUAUGUUGCUGGGGAGUUGAGCAAGAAGCCAUCCUCAGUUGUCCUCCUUGAGAAUGUAGACAGGGCCGAUAUUCGGGCCAAGAGUUGCUUGUCCCAGGCGAUCAUGACUGGGAAAUUUCCCGAUUUACACGGGAGACAAAUUACCAUACAUAAUACAAUCUUUGUAACGACGUGGACGAACAAAAAGGGUGGGAAAACUUCCAAUGCUGUUGAUGAACAGAGUGAAUUUUCCGAGGAGCGAAUACUCACAGCCAAAAGUUGUCAAAUGCAAAUACAGGUAGGAGGUUUUACCAGCAAUGUCAGUGAACUCAACAACAUGAAUGUUAGGAUUACAACCGCCCGAGGAAGCUCGAGCCUCUCGUUCUUGAAGAAGAGGAAACUUGCAAUCUCCACGGAGUCCACAGACCGGGAAACCAACUCAGAGAUGCAGAAGAAGGCAUCAUCAUCAUCAUCAAUGUCCUACCUAGACUUAAAUCUACCAGUAGAAGAGGUCGAAACCAGCGACUGCGACAGCGACUCAAUCUCCGAGGGCUCAGAGACAUGGCUAGACGAGUUCCUCGAACAAGUAGACGAGAAGGUUGUCUUCAAACCGUACGACUUCGACGAGGCAGCAGAGAAGGUAGUGAAGGAAAUAAACUCGCAGCUGAGAAGGGUGUUCGGGAACGAAGUCGUGCUGGAGAUCGAGUACAAGAUCAUGGUCCAAAUGCUGGCAGCAAACUGGGUAGCAGAGAAGAAGAGGGGGAUGGAAGAAUGGGUGGAGCUGGUUCUCCAUAGAAGCUUUGUGGAAGCAAAGGAGAAGUAUGAGAUAAGUUGUGGAACUGUGAUAAAGCUGGUUUGUAGAGAAGGAGGGGCAGGGGAAGAAGCAGAGGCAGGUCCCAUUUUUCUUCCUGCUACAAUCAAAAUCAACUAAAAAUUUUGGAGCCUUUUUUUGUUGGAAUGUAAAUUGUUAUUAUUAUAUUUGUAUAAUGUAUGUAGUUGUAGGAUUUUCAUAGUCUUUCUGGAGUUUGAAAAAAAAAGGGGGUUUUUGGCUAAUGAUCUUCUUAAAUUUUUGGGCAAUCCAAUCAUCUUUGUUUUCUUUUGUAUAGUUUUUUAUUUUUAUUUCUUGAAACUUUGCAGUGAUGUUUCUCA